CAAUGGUGUAGAUACUGCAAUCUGUGACUCCUGUUCUUUGGUUGUUAAAGUUAUUUAUGACGCAGAAACACUGGCUGACACCCUUGAAAGAUUGAAAAAUAAAUAUAAGCAAAAGAAAGCACAAAAACUAACUAAUUAAGGUAUCAAAGUUGGAGUAAAAUAUUUUUAUAUAUUAAGUUAACAUAAAAUUAUUUGUAAAAAAUGUCGGGAAGAGGACGUGGAAGAGGUGGUGGUGGAGGACGCGGUGGUAGAAAUGCAGUAAGCGAUCCAACGGUCGCUAAUCAAAAACAAGAAGAAAAAAUGAAAAUAGUAACACAGCCACCACCAAUUUACCCACCGCUAGAAAACAAAGCACCUAAACCCCAGAUAACCGCUGAGUGGUCAUAUUUGUGUGAACUAAGGCGUGACUUUGCUGAGAGUCUUCACGAGUCAAUCAACAAUGUCGAGAUAAUUGCUGUCAAAAAAGAUAUUGAACGUUACUCCGAUCGGUACGCUGAUAUAUUGACCAACAAAUCCCGGUAUGACGAAUUCUGUGACUGGUCAAUAAUGCCCCGGGAGCUGAAACCCGUUGAGAAGAAACGCAAAGCUGCAGAUCCAGUCCAGGAUGUCAAGGCAAAGAAAGUGAAAGAGAUAAAAAUAGACGAAAAAUUAGCAAAACUUGAAGCUCUUGAGGAGUCGAAGAAAGACAACGAUGACGAAGAAGAGAAAGCUAAGAGUGGGGAUGAAGAUGAUGAAGAAGAAAAAGAUGCUGAGGAAGAUCUCGAAGACGAAGAAAUGGACGACGGCACUGAUUACGCAAAUAAUUACUUCGAUAACGGCGAAGGAUAUGACGACGAGGAUGAUAAUCUUGAUGACGGUGCUGUUUUUAAUUAACGGUGUUUAUUAAUUACAAUUUAUUAAAUAAUUGUUGAGUUGAUUUUUUUUUUUAAAUUAAAUUUAAUUACUCUGUAUUAAUGAUCAUGCAGGCUUUUGUUAUUCUAAUUACUAAUUAGGAUAAUUUAAUUCUAGUUAUAUUAAUAAAAGGAUUAAAAUUAUGAAUUAAAUAUAAGUAAAAUUAUUCAAAGGACAAUUUACUAAUUAAUUAUCAAUUGAUAUAAAUUAUUUCGAGUCACAGGAAGCGUCGGCGUUUUUUUAUUACGAGUAUUUCAAUUUCUAAUAAUUCAUAAUAAUAUAUUAUAUUAAUAAUAAUAAUAUAUAUACAUAUAUGUAUAUAUAUUUUCUUAUAUAUAUACUAUAUAUAU
Microplitis mediator is the source of this 1241-nucleotide messenger RNA. RefSeq names its product DNA-directed RNA polymerase III subunit RPC7-like (gene Polr3G). The transcript is spliced from 2 exons. NCBI's taxonomy places the organism in Eukaryota, Metazoa, Arthropoda, Insecta, Hymenoptera, Braconidae. The record is from RefSeq and is a predicted model, not a curated record. Gene Ontology annotation, biological process: transcription by RNA polymerase III. Gene Ontology annotation, cellular component: RNA polymerase III complex. The coding region runs from base 202 to 873 and encodes 223 amino acids.